Rotaria sordida is the source of this 366-nucleotide messenger RNA. NCBI's taxonomy places the organism in Eukaryota, Metazoa, Rotifera, Eurotatoria, Philodinida, Philodinidae. The record is from the annotation of a GenBank genome assembly.
AUGCCUGUCCAAGCACUCCCAUCUGAAUGGGACUUAACACCUGAUGAAAUAAAGCUAAUUCAAAAACGUUCACGAUUACGUACAACGACUAAAGCAGAAUUUCUUAAACGUUAUAGAAAUCCAUUUUAUGCUAGUGUGCCUGGUCAUUUUGUGGACCCACAAAAUACUCGCCUUUAUGCUUAUCAACAAAAUAGUUAUCGUUAUUUAUAUUCGUCACCACGUAUACUUCUUGCGCCUGCACUUUUCCUUCUCGCUGGCGGAUUACUUCAAUAUUUGGCACAGAAAAAACGAAUUCAAUAUAAUAACGAUUGUAAUAUUGGAAAAAUUCCAUAUGCAGAUCGACCAGACUUUAAAUCUUAUUUUUAA